Messenger RNA from Microthlaspi erraticum, 1065 nucleotides. Lineage: Eukaryota; Viridiplantae; Streptophyta; Magnoliopsida; Brassicales; Brassicaceae. The record is from the annotation of a GenBank genome assembly.
AUGGACAAAAGAUGGAGUCUUCAAGGUAUGACUGCUCUUGUAACCGGUGGAGCCAGUGGAAUCGGGCAUGCAAUAGUAGAGGAGCUAGCUAGUUUUGGAGCUAGAAUCCAUGUAUGCGACAUAUCUGAAACUCUGCUCAAUCAAAGUUUAAGUGAAUGGGAAAAGAAAGGGUUUCAAGUGAGUGGUUCGAUAUGUGAUGUAUCCUCUCGUCCCGAGAGAGAAACUCUGAUGCAAACUGUCUCCUCUUUGUUCGAUGGCAAACUCAACAUUCUUGUAAAUAACGUGGGCGUACUUCGUGGAAAGCCAACAACAGAGUAUGUGGCAGAUGAUUUCUCUUUCCAUGUCUCAGCGAACUUGGAAGCUGCUUUUCAUUUUUGCCAGCUUUCACAUCCUCUCCUGAAAGCUUCAGGCCAUGGAAGCAUCGUCUUCAUGUCCUCUGUUGCAGGGGUUGUAUCAGUUGAUAUUGGAUCCAUUUACGGUUUAACGAAAGGAGCUCUUAAUCAGUUAGCAAGAAAUUUGGCAUGUGAAUGGGCAAAAGACGGCAUAAGAGCAAACGCUGUUGCACCGAAUAUUGUCAAGACUCGUCAGUCUCAAUCUUUUCUUGAGGACGUCAGUUUGAAGGAGGCAUAUUUUGGUAGAACUUCACUUGGUCGUGCUGGAGAGCCGAAUGAAGUUGCAUCGCUAGUGGUCUUCUUGUGUCUACCUGCUGCGUCUUAUAUCACUGGUCAAACCAUUUGUGUUGAUGGAGGCUUCACUGUUAAUGGAGCUUGGAAUCAACUAGCAAGAAGUUUGGCAUGUGAAUGGGCAAAAGACGGCAUAAGAGCCAACUCUGUUGCUCCUAAUAUUGUCAAGACUCCUCAGUCUCAAUCUUAUUUUGAUGACGUGGGUUUCAAGGAAGGAAUGUUCGGUGGAACUCCACUUGGUCGCGCUGGAGAACCAAAUGAAGUUGCAUCACUAGUUGUCUUCUUGUGUCUACCUUCAGCUUCAUACAUUACUGGUCAAACCAUUUGUGUUGAUGGAGGCCUUACUGUUAACGGUUUCUCCUAUCAACCACCACAGUCUUGA